AUGAAGUUCAGCACGAUCCUCUCCGCCAUUGGGCUAGUCGCCUCCGCCAGUGCCGCCUCGCUGCAGCAGGUCACCAACUUCGGCUCCAACCCCAGCGGCGUCAAAAUGUACAUCUACGUCCCCGACAAGCUGGCGGCCAACCCUCCUGUCAUCGUAGCAAUUCACUACUGCACCGGCACUGCUCAGGCCUACUACAACAACAGUCCUUACAAGGGCCUCGCCGACCAGAAAGGCUUCAUCGUCAUCUACCCCGAGUCGCCCUACUCCGGAACCUGCUGGGACGUUUCGUCCAAGGCGACUCUCACCCACGACGGAGGAGCCAACAGCAACUCUAUCGCCAACAUGGUCAAAUACACCCUAGACAAGUACAAGGGCGACAAGUCCAAGGUCUUUGUGACGGGUUCUUCAUCCGGAGCCAUGAUGACUAACGUCUUGGCUGCGACGUACCCCGACGUCUUCGCCGCCGGAAUCGUUUACAACGGUGUCCCGGCCGGAUGCUUCUACACGAACUCCGUCAACGGCUGGAACAGCACCUGCGCACAGGGCCAGUCCAAGGCCACGCCGCAGCGCUGGGCUCAAUGGGUCUACGACGCCUACCCCGGCUACAACGGGUCCCGCCCCCGCAUGCAGAUUUACCACGGCAGCAUCGAUACCACGCUCAACUACGCAAACUACCAGGAGACGAUCAAGCAGUGGUCUGGCGUCUUUGGCUACAACCCGGACAAGCCCAUCACGUCCUCGCAGAACACGCCCCAGGCCAACUACCGCACUGAUGUGUUUGGUGACCACCUUACAGGUGUCUGGGCGGUCGGUGUUGGGCAUACUGUCCCGAUCCGGGGCGCUGAUGACAUGAAGUUUUUCGGUCUGUAA
Colletotrichum spaethianum is the source of this 870-nucleotide messenger RNA. Its product is annotated as putative acetylxylan esterase A. Gene Ontology annotation, molecular function: hydrolase activity. Bases 1 to 870 code for a protein of 289 amino acids. Gene Ontology annotation, cellular component: extracellular region. The record is from RefSeq and is a predicted model, not a curated record. NCBI's taxonomy places the organism in Eukaryota, Fungi, Ascomycota, Sordariomycetes, Glomerellales, Glomerellaceae. The transcript is spliced from 2 exons.